This is a messenger RNA of Cyprinus carpio (common carp), 2718 nucleotides long. Its product is annotated as transcription factor COE1-A. Gene Ontology annotation, molecular function: RNA polymerase II cis-regulatory region sequence-specific DNA binding; DNA-binding transcription factor activity, RNA polymerase II-specific. Gene Ontology annotation, biological process: regulation of transcription by RNA polymerase II. The record is from RefSeq and is a predicted model, not a curated record. Lineage: Eukaryota; Metazoa; Chordata; Actinopteri; Cypriniformes; Cyprinidae.
AAACACUCCGCUCGCUAAGUGGGCAGGGCAGGCUGUGAUAUCUAAUUAGGCGACGGGCUUCGUGGUUGGGUGGACAGCUAAUGGUAGUUCUGCUUUACUUAUGUUUGGGGGGUGGCCCCGCGUGCGCAGUCACUCCCUUCUCCUCUUCCUCCUCCCUUUGGGGUUAGUUUGCUUGUGUUUAGUUCCCAGAGACAGUCAAAUCGGAUUCCUUUGGGAAAGGACACAAAUCACUCCCGUUUCAACACGGAGAAUAGCGAGGGAGCUGUCUCCACAAGGGUCCACCUCUCCUGGUUGAUUUCAUAUUGCUCAUUCAUGUGAUUUGAUCAGAGAAUACUCUUUGUGGAGAAAGAUAAGAAAGGAAAGAAAAGGAGGAGAAAAUAAAGAGAAAAAAGUCUCUGGAUGAUGACAUUUGAUCUAACCCUCAGUGAAGACUGUUCUUGAUCCUAUUGUUUCUUAAAGUGACAUUAGACUUUUUUUUUUUUUUUUUUUUUUUUUUUUUAGACGGUAGACCAAAGGGACCUCCAGUCUAAUCUUGCAGUUUUUGUUUGUUUGUUUGUUUAUUGUUGCACGGUGUUCCCAAACCUGGAUGUUGACACCUCGCGUUUCUUUUGGCACGUCGCUCUAUUUUCUGUUUCAGAGAGGAAGCGCUAAUAGAGACAAACGCGGUGACACCUGCUCACCCAUACACUUCUCACUGUCUUUUUUAAAGGAGCGAUCAAAAGAAGCAAGCACCGACUGAGACGGUGACAGGAGUCUUUUUUUCAUGUUCGGGAUUCAAGACAGCAUUCAAAGGAGCGGGAGUAGUAUGAAAGAAGAGCCCAUCGGUGCCGGGAUGAACGCUGUCCGGACAUGGAUGCAGGGUGCCGGGGUGUUGGAUGCAAACACAGCCGCUCAGAGUGGAGUGGGUCUUGCUCGAGCACACUUUGAGAAGCAGCCUCCUUCAAAUCUUCGCAAAUCCAACUUCUUCCACUUCGUUUUAGCGCUAUACGACAGACAAGGACAACCCGUGGAAAUUGAAAGAACCACUUUUGUUGGAUUUGUUGAAAAAAGAAAAGGCAAGUGAAACGAAACUGCCGGAGAAAAGACAAACAAUGGGAUCCAUUACAGAUUGCAGCUUCUUUACAGCAACGGCAUCAGAACAGAACAGGACUUUUAUGUACGCCUGAUUGACUCCAUGACCAAACAGGCAAUUAUGUAUGAAGGGCAAGACAAAAACCCAGAGAUGUGCCGGGUCCUGUUGACGCACGAGAUCAUGUGCAGCCGUUGCUGUGACAAGAAAAGUUGUGGCAAUCGUAACGAGACGCCCUCCGACCCGGUCAUCAUCGACAGAUUUUUCCUGAAAUUCUUCCUCAAAUGCAACCAGAACUGCCUAAAGAAUGCAGGGAACCCACGAGACAUGCGACGAUUUCAGGUGGUAGUGUCUACGACGGUCAACGUGGACGGACAUGUCCUGGCUGUGUCCGAUAACAUGUUUGUACACAAUAACUCUAAACAUGGACGCAGAGCUCGCAGGCUGGACCCGUCUGAAGGCACUCCGUCAUACCUAGAACACGCUACUCCUUGCAUUAAGGCCAUCAGUCCCAGUGAAGGCUGGACGACAGGGGGUGCCACAGUCAUCAUCAUUGGUGAUAACUUCUUUGACGGCCUACAGGUCAUUUUUGGCACCAUGCUGGUCUGGAGUGAGCUCAUUACCCCUCACGCCAUUCGAGUGCAGACUCCUCCCAGACACAUUCCCGGGGUUGUGGAGGUCACUCUGUCCUACAAGUCAAAGCAGUUCUGCAAAGGUACACCAGGCAGAUUUAUCUACACAGCACUGAAUGAACCCACAAUUGACUACGGUUUCCAGCGGCUACAGAAGGGGAUCAGACACCCAGGCGACCCUGAGCGCUUACCAAAGGAGGUGAUUCUGAAGAGGGCAGCAGACCUGGUGGAAGCUCUGUAUGGGAUGCCACACAAUAAUCAGGAGAUCAUUCUGAAAAGAGCAGCAGAUAUUGCAGAGGCACUCUACAACGUCCCACGUGGGCACAACCAGCUGCCAGGUCUGGCGAACAGCUCAGUCCAUGCUGGUAUGAUGGGAGUCAACUCCUUCCACAGCCAGCUCGCUGUUAACGUCUCUGAGUCCACACAAGGAGCCAAUCAGGGUUUCAGUCGAAACACAAGCAGUGUGUCCCCUCACGGUUACGUACCCAGCACGACACCCCAGCAGAGUAGCUACAGUACUGUCUCUACCAAUAUGAAUGGAUACGGUAACACAGGCAUGACCACGCUGGUGGGCUCGCCCAACUUCCUCAAUGGCUCUGCUGCCAACUCUCCUUAUGCCAUUGUUCCUUCAAGUCCCACCAUGGCCUCCUCCACCAGUCUUCCCUCCAACUGCAGCAGUUCCUCAGGCAUCUUCUCUUUCUCUCCGGCCAACAUGGUGUCUGCAGUCAAACAGAAGAGCGCUUUUGCUCCCGUCGUGCGGGCCCAGGCCUCGCCACCCCCCACCUGCACCAGUGCCAAUGGAAACGGCCUUCAAGAUCAAUCUUUUGUGGACUCUAGCAAGUACUCCACCGCCAACUCCCUGCAGGGACUGGCCUUCUCCUGAACGAUCCCAGGGAUGAUUGUUCCUCCCAUGUAGGGGCUCCUGGACUGCUGAAGAGACACAUUUGAUUUCAGCUCUCAUUAGAGAAUCUACGCUCUGAGCUGAAGGCAAUUUCUGGUGGAGACAUGAAAACUGAA